Molecule: messenger RNA, 777 nt
Organism: Verticillium alfalfae VaMs.102
Lineage: Eukaryota; Fungi; Ascomycota; Sordariomycetes; Glomerellales; Plectosphaerellaceae
Product: glutamate synthase small chain
Exons: 1
Coding region: 1-777 (258 amino acids)
Source: RefSeq, a predicted model, not a curated record
AUGGAGUUCCUGCACAAGAACACCAAGUCGCUCCUCGACUCGGAGCUCGCCGACGGCUCGUACAUCUCGGCCAAGGACAAGGACGUCAUCGUCAUUGGCGGUGGUGACACGGGCAACGACUGCAUUGGUACCUCGGUCCGCCACGGAGCCAAGUCGGUCACCAACUUUGAGCUGCUGCCGCAGCCGCCCCCGCAGCGCGGCAACGACAACCCGUGGCCUCAGUGGCCUCGCAUCUACCGUGUGGACUACGGCCACACCGAGGUCAAGCAGCACACGGGCAAGGACCCGCGCGAGUACUGCAUCAUGUCGGAGGAGUUUGUCGACGACGGCAGCGGCCGCGUCAAGGGCAUCAACACCAUCCGCGUCGAGUGGACCAAGUCGCCGUCGGGCGGCUGGGACAUGAAGAAGCUCGAGGAGUCGCGCCAGUUCUUCCCGGCGGACCUCGUGCUGCUGUCGAUGGGUUUCCUCGGCCCCGAGGCCCGCAUCCUUGGCGACGACAUUGAGAAGGACGCCCGCAAGAACGUCAAGACGGCGCCGGGCAAGUACGCCACCAACCUGGAGGGCGUCUUCGCGGCGGGUGACUGCCGCAGAGGCCAGUCGCUCAUUGUGUGGGGCAUCAACGAGGGCCGGCAGGCGGCUCGCGAGAUUGAUCUGUACCUCGAGCAGUACACGGCCCUGCCCGUGACUGGCGGUAUCGUCAAGCACACGCCGCAGGAGAUCUUCAGCGCCCGCGCCAAGCAGGCUGCGCUUUGCCUAAGCAGAUUGACUGAUGAAUGA